AUGUAUAUCCCCUCUGGGUUCCCAGCCUUUAGUAAACUUCUGCAAUCUCAGCCCAGCCUUCGUUCCCGGGCAGUCAAAGAGGAGGCCUCUAUUGAGGACAACCCUGGCACGACCCUCGCCCGGCCACAAAGCAGGAAAAGGCAGUGCAGUAACAACGUGACAGAAAAGCCUCCAGCAAAGGCCGCUCGCUGGUUGAACUGCGCGGCUGUCCGCCAGAACUUCGAAGAAGCGGAAGAGAAGCACCACCAGCUCAAGCAGAAGAAAGAAGCGAUAGAUAGCGUCAGCGACUCAGCUCUCUCGCAAUUACAAGCAUACUCCAUCGGCAGAAUGUACAUACUACGGACAGUCGCAGCCAAUAUCGGCGAUGAAAUCAUCGAUAUGAGCCACAACGCUAUUCAAAACUUUUUGGCCAAGGAGCAUGAGAUUCAAGAGCUUGCUGCUGAGCUGGCGCAUGAAAGAGACACGCUAGGCAAGGAUUUGCAGCGCGCUUGCGAUGCUGAGCUGAAGCAAGUUGAGGACAAGGUUGAAAGGUUGAGGGAGGGGAACAGAGUUCUUCCAGCAGUUUUAAGGCCAUAA
Messenger RNA from Fusarium proliferatum ET1, 576 nucleotides. RefSeq lists its product as uncharacterized. The record is from RefSeq and is a predicted model, not a curated record. The transcript has 2 exons. Bases 1 to 576 code for a protein of 191 amino acids. NCBI's taxonomy places the organism in Eukaryota, Fungi, Ascomycota, Sordariomycetes, Hypocreales, Nectriaceae.